Molecule: messenger RNA, 4857 nt
Organism: Acanthaster planci (crown-of-thorns starfish)
Lineage: Eukaryota; Metazoa; Echinodermata; Asteroidea; Valvatida; Acanthasteridae
Product: prolyl hydroxylase EGLN3-like
Biological process (GO): cellular response to hypoxia
Molecular function (GO): ferrous iron binding; L-ascorbic acid binding; peptidyl-proline dioxygenase activity
Source: RefSeq, a predicted model, not a curated record
UGGCAUGGUCGGGCGCCAUGUGAUUUCAUCCUAAAUUCCCGCGUACGGUCGUUACGUGGCCUGUAGGUCGUUGCUGUCGUAGAUACCGAAUCAAAAUAUUGUCAACAUUGCGUACGUGACUUCAACAACGUGUCGCUGUCCUGUACUUAACUUCCGCGGUUGACGUGUUCUCCUAAGUAGCACAGUAGAUAUUUCAUCGUUGCCCUCUGUGUGAAACCACGCUGAAUCAAAUACUCCUGUUCCACUGUACUAGUUCCACUGAAUUCAGGAGGCCUACGUGCGCUGGCUUUACCAGUGGAGAUCGGAUGUACCCAGAAGUUGUGGGCGUUCAACAGUGUUCAUGCAGGCGUAGCGCAUUCGCCUCUUGCCCUUAAUGGGCAUGUGUUAUUUUCUGUAUGGCUGGGUCUCCGGCAGAUGAGUUGAAAUGUCUGGACAAAGAAGUCAGCAAACUGUGCGCUUUAGACCUUUGCCAGGAGAUGAAAAAUCUCAAGCUAUGCGCCGGCUGUAAGGAAGCGUGGUAUUGCAGUAAAGACCACCAGAAACAACACUGGAGAGUUCACAAGAAGUUGUGUAAAACCAAAAUCAGCCGGGCAAAAGUGCAACAGAACUCGGAUGUCAGGACAUGUACGCAUGCGGAGGGUGAUGACAUCUUGCAUGUAGGUAGCUACACGAAGAACUCACAUUCACAAUCAAGUAGCCUUGAGUCGGAGGUUGAAUGUACCAACCCAAAAGUCCAAGAAGACAUUGCGCAGUUCUCGGCAAACAUUCGAAGAAAGCAGUCAUACACCCUUACUCCCUGUUACAACGAAGAGGGUUCUACAAAUCGGGAUUUGGAGCGUGAGAAAGACGCGGACCAGUUGACAGAGAUUCAUUCCAAAGACACGAGACAGAAACGAGGAAACAUGCCGCCCAACCAGCCUACUGGGGUAAUUGCUUCUCUGCCUGCUAAAAAGACCAUGGACUUAGUGAUGUAUGUUGUUGAGCAUAUGCAAAAGUUUGGUAUUUGUGUUGUGGAUAAAUUCCUCAAACAGGAGAAUGGCGAAGCCAUAUUAGAAGAAGUAAAAGCAUUACGAUCGAGCAGUGCAUUCAGUGACGGCCAGUUGGUGACAAGCCGAGAUGCAAACUCAACAUCCUCCAAAGACAUUCGUGGAGACAUGAUCACUUGGACGGAUGGCAGUCACCAAGAAACAAGAAACAUUGGCUUCCUCAUUUCUAAAAUUGACUCGGUCAUCCAACAGUGCAAGGAACAUCUGGAGGGGUUCAGAAACAUCAAUGGACGGACAGAGGCAAUGGUGGCUUGCUAUCCUGGUGGAGGAGCCCAUUAUGUUAAGCAUGUUGACAAUCCCAAUGAAGACGGCCGAUGUGUAACUUGCAUCUAUUACCUCAACAAGGACUGGGACUCAAAGACCAUGGGUGGAACCCUGAGGUUGUAUCCUCGUGGUGAGGAUAGAAUGGCCAGUGUAGAUCCCAUCUUCAACCGAUUAAUCUUCUUCUGGUCAGAUCGGAGGAAUCCUCAUGAAGUCAUGCCGGCCUUCAGCACCAGGUAUGCUAUCACCGUGUGGUACUUCGAUGCCAUUGAGAGGAAGAAAGCUUUGGAUUUAGCGGCCCCCAGUUAAAGAUGUUGUCUGAUGUGCCUGACUGUUGUCGGUCGUACAUUUUGAUCUACCAGUAGCAUUGGCUGCACUGUGAACUCAACUUAGGUUGGACUUGAGGCCUGCCAACUGGUAUGAGGGGGGGAAAAAAACUGAAUUAUCCCGGAAAAAUGGCACGAGUGACUUGCCUCGUAAACAAGUUCAAAGAUAGUCUUAGCAAAAAAGGGUUUAUGCUGAUAUACAUGUAUAUCCCAGUGGGAAAGUUAGCUACCCUGCAAAAUGGCUGCUGUGGAAGUGUACAUUUAGGCUGCCAAGCAUCGUCAUACUGUUAAAAAGGGAAUUAUUACGUGUAUUAAAUAGCAAUGUAAUGCUGAUCUAGUCUUGCAGUAUUUGAAAGCAUUGCAGAUCAUAAUGCCAUGGUUACCUCGUACUGACCGUAUGUAUUGUUUAAUCACAUUCAGUAUCAUGCCCUCUAGUUUGAAUCUGCACAUUUUUUUUCCUUGUUUGUUUCAAGUACAGGUGUGACUGUUGAUUGGGAAAAUUGUUCCGAGUGGUACAUGCACAUUUUUAUGAGAGGUACAGGAUGCAAGCUUACUUGGUUGGUUCUCACCAUCAGAGCACCAGCCGCCUUUCAGGGUAAAGGGCAGAGGUUAUUAUUUUGUUAAGGUGAAGAGGACUUGAUACAAGUUCCAUGUGGCAUGCAGAUGUGUAGGCAUAUUUGCCAUUCUUGCCAGAAAUGCUCUUGGAGUAGCUGAUGUCGCUGCCGUUACUUGUCUACAACAAAGAGAAAAAUCCUGCUCUCAGAUGAGAAAAGAGCUUGUCAAGAGCGGCAUUUACUUAGGAGCAAAAAGCAGAAAAAGAAAGAUGAAAUGACGGGUCGUCUUCAAGUGUCACUUUUUAUGGGACAUUGCUAUCACCUCAUGUUUAUCUCACCGUCUUUUCUUUUGGACUCUGAACAGAGAGUGGGCCCAUCUUGGUCUGAAAGUCUUGGAACAUUAUGCACUAUGAUUUUACUUUCCUCUGCAACAUUACAAACGUAUGUUACGCCACUUGCCUAUUUGUGUCUGUAAAAAAUUCAGAAAAAAGCCUUCGGAUGCCUUUGCUGUUUGUUUUUGGCUCUAAAAGAUUUGUAUCAGUGAAUAGUGAAGUAGGAAAUUGUAAAUUGUGAAACAUGAGAUCAUUUAAGGCAUGUCUUCCAAAUUUUAAAGAUUGUUCAAUGUAUGUGAAUGGUACUUCUGUAGGUGGGAUGAUUUUACAGAUCAACUUGAAUCGAGAGGAAUACUUUGUCCUGCGCCCAGAACUCUUUGUUGUUAGUUGUUCUUGACGUUUGUAAACUAUUGCUCAAAAAUAAAAGUACUUGACUGACUGCGUCGCUGUACUGUGUAAUACUGCUGUUGGUUUCAGCAAACCCUUGAUGCAUGUACAUGUGUCACAGCUGAUGUGAAAGUGCCAAAAAGGAAUUAAUGUAGUUACCGUAGCUUACAUUGCAUGGAUGCUUGCUGGAGACUCCAACUGGUAUAAUUCAAUAUGUGUUUGAAAACAGCACAGACCAAGAACAGUACCAAGACCCGUUAUAAGCUCAGCUGUGCUCAUUUCAUAUCACCUCAACAUGCACUGUCAACGAGACAAAUGAGCAAUACACUUAACAUACCGAAGGCUUACAUGUACUUGGUAUCUGGUGUUUCAGCAUGUCUUCUCUGCUAGAGAGGCAGGACAGCGCCCUCUCUUGGCACGAUUUGUCAUAAUUUCAACAAAUAUUGCAUUGCACUAAAUAUUUGUAUCAUGUUAACCACAUGUGAGUCAAGUUGUCGCAGUUUAGUGACAUAGUGAUAUUUCAAACUUCAAAUAAGAACUUAUUCCACCCCUGUGCAUGCGUGCUUAUGUUGUGUCUUACAAACUCUAGUUGUAUUGUUCUGUUACUGUCGAGUAAUGAUGCAAUUUCUGUAUAUCUUGGGAAAAAAUGCCUUAUCAACUGUAUAGACUCCUGUAAUAAAGUUUGAAUAUUCAGUUAAAUACUCACCUUUAACACCAUGGUUGUCAUACAUAAUCUGAUGCAUGCAUUUAAUUGCAUUUAAACAUUUCAGAGGUUAUUGAUGUCACGUGUAUAUUCAAUCCUUUCGGCUGUAGAAGUAUUGAUAGUACAGGACUUUGAGUCACUGAAGCCCACAAUUUGAUUACUGGUCGCAUUAAGACCAUUUUCUUAAUUUGUACAUGUACAUGUUUUUCUAUCAAGCGGAAAAUCGGACCUCUGGUCGUAAAAAAACUUCAGCUGGACUGAAUGUGACAAACCCCUCCUCCCCGCCCCCGCAUCAUUUAGGAGCACUUCUCUGUAUUAGUGAGCCACAAAGUGGCUGCGCAGUCCACUAGAUCCAUAGUUAUCCUUGAGUUAGUCAGUUCUUCUUCACUGUUGGUGUUAUCACACAAGCUCACAUGAUCUUUAGAGCCUGAGGAACACGCAAAUAUUCUAGCUGAACUCGUGGAGAGCUGCAGAACUGUUAUGUGAAUGGAAUCUCGCUUAGCUUUGUGGAUAUCAAUUAUUUUCUGAUGGUGUCCUGCUACGUGGGCUGCUCAUUUAUACAUGUGGUGGUGCAGUGUGUUUAAAAGAAAUGAUUGUCCGUCUGGUUGCUUGGCUUCUCCAGACCAUGAGGGCCACAGAUGUGUACAAGUGUAACUUUGCAGUCCAUUUUUAGCAUUUUCCUCGACUUAUAGUUUUUCAUAUAUUGUAUGGAAUUGUGUUUGAUCCACAGAAUUGCAAAUGCUUGCUUACUUUAUGCUUUUCAGUCUAAUCUUUUGUAUUCAAAAUAACAUCUUUAUUCAGUACACAAGUGAUGAACCCAUUUGAUGAAGAUUUCAUUUUGGUUGCCAUGUGACGUGUAAUUGUACGUGUAGAUCUGAAUAUGUGUUCAUUUUGCUUGUAUGUUCCACAUCUUAUGGUUUUUGUUCGGGUUUUUUCAAUGCAGGUGACAGACUCGGCAGUAAAUAAUUUCUCUGUUUUUCAAUCGUGCCCUCUAUUAUGGGAUGGCAACCAGGCCGGAAAGCUGAGCUUGUUUGAUAAGUUGUGGCAGAGUACUGGGCCAUUUCUUUAACAUGUUUUAUAGGGUCUGCUUUUUUGACAUCACAGUCACGUUUCCCUGUAAGUGGCUGCAAAAACUAUGGCUGGCUGUCGUUGCAAUAUUACAAGAAUUAUUCACAAAGUGUUUAAAAUCCCACACAGCUAUUAAAAAACCAGAAAAUAAUGUACAACCAAGUAAUAAAUGAAAUGAAA